UACACCUGUCGCUCUGGCUUCAUGCUUUUAGGAAACUCAACCAGAACUUGUCAGGCUAGCGGCCUCUGGACUCCCAAACCUACCUGCCUCAGAAUGUGUCCAAAGGGGCAGAUUGAAGUCAGUGAGAGCGAGCUAGGUGUUACAUGCAACUCUAGCUGCAAGAAUAAGAGCUACUUCGGACCUCCAAAAAAAGGCUGCACUCGAAUAGACAACUGUACGAAAAAGCAGACCGGCUGGAAGCGUUUCUUUGCACAGUGUGUCCCUUGUAUUUGUGACUGUGCUCUGUCAUGUGCAACUGCAGGCUAACACAUGGAGGAAACAACAUGUUGACAGUACGGUGAGCCUUCCAAUGAAGAAGACAGCUUGACAACUACACUUUGUUUUGCUGCUUUCUCCAACUGUGGACAAAUCAGUGCAC
Messenger RNA from Cheilinus undulatus (humphead wrasse), 418 nucleotides. RefSeq lists its product as uncharacterized. The coding region runs from base 22 to 306 and encodes 94 amino acids. Lineage: Eukaryota; Metazoa; Chordata; Actinopteri; Labriformes; Labridae. The transcript is spliced from 3 exons. The record is from RefSeq and is a predicted model, not a curated record.